This is a messenger RNA of Nipponia nippon (crested ibis), 748 nucleotides long. NCBI's taxonomy places the organism in Eukaryota, Metazoa, Chordata, Aves, Pelecaniformes, Threskiornithidae. The record is from RefSeq and is a predicted model, not a curated record.
AUGGGUUCACCUACCCAAGGAGUGCCUGUGUUUCCUUGCAGUAACGAGAAGGAGCGGGCGAAAGCCCGCGUGAAGAAGAAGGAGGACCCGAGUGCCAUCAAGGAGCGGGAGGUCCCCCAGCAUCCCUCUUGCUUGUUCUUCCAGUAUAAUACGCAGCUGGGCCCCCCUUAUCACAUCCUGGUUGACACUAACUUCAUCAACUUCUCCAUCAAGGCCAAGCUGGACCUAGUGCAGUCAAUGAUGGACUGUCUCUACGCCAAGUGUAUUCCAUGUAUCACAGAUUGUGUAAUGGGUGAAAUUGAGAAGUUAGGACAGAAGUACCGUGUGGCAUUAAGAAUUGCCAAGGACCCUCGCUUUGAACGCUUGCCAUGUAUGCACAAAGGGACCUACGCAGAUGACUGCUUGGUACAGAGGGUCACUCAGCACAAAUGUUACAUUGUGGCCACGGUGGAUAAAGAGCUCAAGCGGAGAAUACGAAAAAUCCCUGGAGUGCCUAUAAUGUAUAUCUCCAGGCACAGAUACAAUAUUGAGAGGAUGCCAGAUGAUUAUGGAGCUCCUCGAUUUUAACCUGUCCAGCCAAGCCGUUGAUGCCAGGAUAAGGGUUCUUCUGGUUCCAAUCCUCCUGCUUUCUUUUUUGCUGGGACUCUGCUCAUAGGACUGUGGGUGACAUUGGACUGACUUCAUAGCCUUGAUCUUCGAAGAAAAAGCUACUUGGAAGAGCCUGUUUUUAUUCAUCCUUGUUCUGACU